Molecule: messenger RNA, 345 nt
Organism: Parnassius mnemosyne (clouded apollo)
Lineage: Eukaryota; Metazoa; Arthropoda; Insecta; Lepidoptera; Papilionidae
Source: the annotation of a GenBank genome assembly
AUGUAUCUCACACUUCUCAUGGAGAAAAAGGACAAUGAGCAAGAGUAUGAUAUAGGAGAUUCUAAAUACGCGGAAAAGAUUUGUAAGAUGUGUGAAGAGUAUAAACCUAAUGAAAAGAAGAAAGAAAGUAACGUUGAAUUGAAAAUAAUACUUACCGAUGAAGAACCAGUUUUUCAGAAUCCCCAACGUUUGUCACCCUUAGAAAUGAAUGCCGUGAAUAUGCAAGUAGAAGAAUGGUUAAACAAAGGAAUAAUUAAACCAAACAAAUUUGAUUUCGCCUGCCUUGUAGUUCUAUCUACUAAAAAAGAUGGGUCACGUAGAAUGUGUAAAGAUUUCGACGAUUAA